CCAUAAACAGAAGCGGAGCGGCGGGAAACGCGGAGCAGAAGGUGCCAGAGAACCCAGCGCCCGGCAUGUGGUAUAUCCAGUAUGUAACUGCCCAGCAGUUGGCCGGCUUCCGCCAAUACAAGUACAGAGCUGUGGAUUCAAACCCUUUAUCUGUAUAUAUUAUGCAGCCAUUAUGGAACAGAAUUGUAAAGAUAGUGCCCUUGUGGAUUGCUCCCAAUCUUUUAACCCUCACAGGAUUUCUGAUGAUUUUGAUUCAUUAUUUUAUAUUAUCUAUUUAUGACUGGGACUACACGGCAUCAGGAUCCAGUCCUGGGUUGAUUCCGACAUGGGUCUGGGGUUUUGGUGCUUUUGCCAGCUUUUUGGCUUACACUUUAGAUUCUGUAGAUGGAAAGCAUGCUCGAAGAACUCAGUCCAGUAGCCCUCUGGGAGAGCUGUUUGACCAUGGACUAGAUAGCUGGGCUACCUCAAUUUUCCCCCUUUCCUUUUUUUCUGUCUGUUCCCGUGAUAAUGGAAAAGUUGGCGUUCCCGUGUCCACCAUGUAUUUCUCAUGGAUUGUUAUAUCACUAAACUUUAUGUUUUCGCACUGGGAAAAAUAUAACACAGGAGUUCUUUUUCUUCCUUGGGGAUAUGAUAUAAGCCAAGUGGUUACAGUGGGCAUGUAUUUGCUGACUGCUGUUUUUGGAGUAGACGUUUGGCACAGGCCUUUCAUAUUUGGUUAUUAUCUCACAGAUAUAUUAAUAAUGCUUAUUAUAGUCUGCUGUGUAUUUAUUUCCCUUCCACAGACCUUCUACAACAUUCAUCUAGCAUAUGGAAAGAGAACACUGCUGAAGGAUUCUUUAUAUGAAGGACUGCUACCGCUGUUGUCUCCUAUGCUGCUCUUUACACUCCUCACCAUCUGGGUUUUUUUAUCACCAAGUGAAAUACUGGUGAAACAAACCAGACUGUUCCUAUGGAUGGUUGGAGUUAUGUUCUCAAAUGUUAUUUGCAGGAUGAUAAUUUGCCAGAUGACUCACACGAGAUCCGAAGUGCUUCAUUGGCUUUUGAUCCCAUUAGCUGUCAUGGUCUACACAGCAACUGCUGGGUUUCAAGGCAAAUGGGAAGAACCAGUACUUGCAGCAUUUACCAUCUUCGUCACAGCUGUUCAUGUCCAUUAUGGAGUUUGUGUGGGGAAACAGCUGAGCCAACAUUUCAAUAUCUACAUCUUUUCCUUGAAGAAGUACACUAAAUAAAUUUGGAAUCUAUUGCUUCAGUGCUACAAAAUGUUCUAUAUGACAAAAACACACCGACAUGGAGUAGAAGCUUCUGACUUAACAUGAAACGACUGGUACUUGAGGGGAAGAGGUGCUGAAGAGUGAAGCUCUGACUCCCCCUUUGAUCUUCUGAUUUACUCAAAUAUUUACUAAUUUCUUAUAAUACCUAUUUCCAUUGGAAUCAAUCUUCCUGAGAUAUCUCAGCCUUUUCUCACUCUUCUUUCUUUCAGAGUGACCUUGCUGAUCUAAUCCUUUAUACAUUAUAGACAUACUUAUGACUACUCUUGCUUAGUAAUGAACUCUUCUACUAAAGGACCAAAUUACAACAAGUAAUGCCACCGGGAAUGAAUAUAAUGGGGUCGUAGUACAGGUUUCCAUAGUUCAUAAUGCUUUACUAUGAGGUGAGCCUUUUUACUCUGAAACUAUUAACUCUGUUUGCAAUUUAAAAUAAGAUACAUUUUGAGCUUCCAAGCCAUGUACACCUGUGUAAUUGGCUUUCAUUGGAUUAGAUGGCACAUGCUCAGAUGUUGAUGGCUUUAAUCCCUUACUUGGUCUCCAUUAAACUGAUGAUUACUGAAGCUGAUUUGAAUGUUUUGUACAUUAGAAAGUAAUUUACAGAAUACUGCAGUCCAGCAAUCAAAUCAUCAAGCUGUGAAAAGUCACAUACAUCAACAACGCAGGACAUAACCGCACGUAAAUCCAAUCCUUACGAAAAAUAAUUGCAUGAGGUUUGAAGGGAACCCUGGCCAUUGUAAGGAGGAAGCUUUGUAACUCAACAACAUGUUUAAAAAGUAUAACAAACCAAUCUAGCAUGCAGUCCCAGACAAGCCAAUCUUAAAUCAAGCAUCCUGGUUCCAUCCUUGGCAACUCGACUUUCCCCACACCAACUUUACAAUUUCCAGCCAGCUGUGCAAUUUAUAAUAGAAAAUAAACCUGUGAACAUUCACAGAUGUUGCUCAUCAAUGAAGUACAAACAGCCAUGGUGAGUUGUCCACCACUUAUAUAGUAGCUUUAAGAAAAUAGGAAAAUUUUGUUUCAAGUCAUGAUAGAAAUCUAGGCCAGACAACAUUUGUGCUAUUAAAGAAAUUCAGUUAGCACAGAUAUGUGUUCAUGCAUGCCUUACUGCUAUUGUAUGUUCCUACUUGCAGAGCAAAUGCAAUACGACACACUAAUUCAAAUGGGCUAUGUGGAAAGCCCCAGUUUUAGAAUGUAAUUCUUCUUGCACAUAUGUUGAGGAAAAGAACUCAAGUAUUACGGGUCAGUUCUAAUGGAACAGUUCACUGACAUGGAUAUAUUUUGAAGAGAGAUUUAAUUGAAUUUAUAAUUUUAACUUUUUAAUUGUUGAAAUGUUUAACUGGUUUUAUGUUUGCCACCUUGUGGACCCUGAUUGGGUGGGAAGGCAGCAAAAAUGUUGUAAAUAAAUAAAUAUAAUAAAUAUUUUUUCAUUGCCGUAGAGUUAAAUAACACAAAGACUAAAUCACAUAAUCUUUGGGCAUUAGCUAUCAUAUUAUGUCUAACCUAGUGGAGUGUUCAGCCACUUGUACAAAUACACAUACAUUUUCACACUACAAAGUGUUUUACACUGUGAACUCAGAAAUGUCUCUAAGAUUAUUUGGUUUGGGGAAGCAAAUGUGGGAAGGGGUGGUCCUCCUUGUCAGGUUAUCUUAUGGUGUGAUACUGUAAACCAACAAUCCUAUUCUAAAUAUAUUUACAUGGAUCUAGCCAAUUAUUUAAACUAAACUUCCUUGCAAACGUAUGUUUAUACUUCCAGCCUGAGUCUCAUUCAGGCAGUCCCUGAAGUGUCACUUUUCUGUUACUUUACAUUUAAUCUGCACGGACCUGGACGGCCCAGGCCAGCCCAAUCUCGUCAGACCCCAGAAGCUAAGCAAGGUCAG
This is a messenger RNA of Gekko japonicus, 3145 nucleotides long. Its product is annotated as ethanolaminephosphotransferase 1-like. Gene Ontology annotation, molecular function: ethanolaminephosphotransferase activity. Bases 66 to 1229 code for a protein of 387 amino acids. Gene Ontology annotation, biological process: phosphatidylethanolamine biosynthetic process. Gene Ontology annotation, cellular component: endoplasmic reticulum membrane; Golgi apparatus. The transcript has 10 exons. Lineage: Eukaryota; Metazoa; Chordata; Lepidosauria; Squamata; Gekkonidae. The record is from RefSeq and is a predicted model, not a curated record.